ACCAGUACAGAACUACAUUUCCCAUCAGCCUGUUUGGGGGAGUUUAGGGAAUGCGGGUAGAAGGGGUGCCUUUUUCGCGGGGUGCUGCUUUAAUCUAAAGCGGUCCUGUGUGAAAGAUUCAGGUGAACAAAUUCUCCUCCACACAGGAGGUUGAACGCUGUAUUUCAGAGCAGAGCACUGCACUGGUAUGUGAUUUCCACCGGGACAGCAACAGAGGAAAAGCGAGCGAAAUUCCGCAUCACAUCUGGACAGAGCGGAAACAUCGACUAGCAUCCGAGGCUCCAUGUGAAUAUUCAUUCUGCAGCGCGUUAGCAGCAUCUCCAGGCUGAAAGAGGAGCCUUUUUACGAGGCUGAUGGAAGAAGGACGUGGGAACGGUUUAGCGUGGAUUUUCCCAAUCUAAACUCAGCAGUCAGGGGGGCGUAGAUUUGAAGAAAAGGGGACGAAGAUGCAUGCUUGAGACGAUUUGCAAGCUUAUUGGAUCAUUCACGAGAGGAGAGCAGCUCCUGAACACCUACGCACGGCCUGAUCAGAGAACACUCAGACUAAUGGGUGCAGAAGAGGGAUUUUAAGAGCAUUAAGUGGAUAUCUGCAAGAGGACACUGAAAGAUCUGGUAGAGCGAGAGGAUGCCAGAGUCGACAGGCACAAACAUCAUGGGCGUUGUAUUUUAUUAGACAACAAAAGCAGGAAACCUUGACUUUCAGCAAAACCCACCAUUAAGGGGUUUUUGAGAAUGGCAAAGAAUACACACAAACUCCAGGUUUAAUGCUAUAUAGCUCCAAUAAUACAAUGUGUUCCGCUGCGUGGCCGAGAUUGCCUUGUCUUUUUUGUAAUCCAGUCCCUCAACAGUUGCCUCCAUGCUCCUUGCAGAUGAUUCCUUCAUAAGCUUGUUUGAGGUUGCCAAAUCUUUUCUGCAAAGCCCUUGCAAAUCUCCUUUGUGUCAUUAGGGAUUUGUGGUUUUGAUUGCUUUUGUUGUCUCUCUUCUUUGUCAUUAUGCACAGUGGGCUCUGAAUCUGGUGGUAUUUUUUUCUUUUCUUUUUUUCUUUUUACCUCAACAUCUGGCAGACAUUGAACCAGAUCUGUGGACCUAUUGCAGACAGAGUGCUGUGCCAUCCCCAAGACACACACUCCAGUCAUGCAUGGUGGCUGCCAACACACUGCAGUGACCUGUGUAUAGCUGCCACUCAGGUAAUGGUCAGAAAUCGGCUGGCUGGAAAGGACGACCAUGAACCUGAGACUGCACAUGUCCGUAUCAGAUGACCCUUUACCUCUGAAAACUGAGAAGAAAUAGAGGGAGGGAGGGAAAAUUCCAGGAUGACUCUACAGUCUGAUUGUACAGGAAAAAUCCAGCCAUUUUCUCCAGAGACUGCUGGAAUUUUCCAGGACACAGUGGCUCGCUAGUGCAGGAGCAAGCAGGCUUACCCUAUACACACCACACACACACACACACACACAUACAGUUGUACACAUAGCAGGCGUGGGUGACAGCAUUCGCUUAUCUAAAGCUGAAAUGUCAAAUCCACAGAGGCUUGUUUCAUCAGACUGUCGCUGUAGGGAGAAUCAGACAAUGCAGACACCCACUGAGUAGACUUUGUGACGAUUUGAACAGGUGUGUGUUUUGAGCCAAGCGAUGAGAGGAUGAGAGUGAGGCAGAUCUGAGUUGAGUGGGUGAGAGUGAGAGAGCGCAAGUGAGAUAAGUGUGUGACCCACAGACAGACUGCAAGAGCUCUGUUUCUGUCUGUCAAACUGUGUGUGUGUGCGUGUGUGUCAGCUGGCACGCUGACGGGCACUGAGGGCAGGCUGGGCACGGUGGCAGGAGCCGGUGCAUGGCUGUGGGGGGGUCGUGCGGCGUGCGCUCCUCAUCAGCGAGAGAGCCGCUGGGGGUCAGGCUUUGGCUGGGCUCGGACACAGAGGCCCUGGGGGCCCAGCGGGGGGUCAGGUGAGCGGUGUUCCCGAAUGGCAUCAGGGGGCAUGCGCUGCUCUCUGCGCUUGUGGGUGCUGCUGGCAUCGUUGGCCCUCCUCUUCCUCACCUCCCUGCUCUUUUCACUCUCACUGAGGGGAGGCCCUGGCUUGUCCUACCUGGAGUCUCCUGGGUGGGAGGAGUCAAGGAAGGUGAAGCUGGUGCCUAACUAUGCCAGCUCCCACAAGCUGGUUUCCGCCGAGGGCAGCCAGCAGAAGACAUGUGCCUGUAAACGCUGCGUGGGCGACCCGAGCGUCUCAGAUUGGUUUGAUGAGAAUUAUGAGCCAGACAUCUCGCCCGUGUGGACGCGGGACAACAUCCAGCUGCCUUCAGAUGUCUACUACUGGUGGGUGAUGUUGCAGCCUCAGUUUAAGCCUCACAGUAUCCAACAGGUGCUGCUGAGGCUCUUCCAGGUGAUCCCCGGACACUCGCCGUAUGGCUCGUGGGACCCAGCACGCUGCCUGCGCUGUGCUGUGGUGGGCAACUCAGGCAACCUACGUGGGGUAGGCUAUGGCUCGGUGAUCGACAGCCACACCUACAUCAUGAGAAUAAACCUGGCCCCCACUGUGGGCUAUGAAGAGGACGUGGGCAGUCACACCACCCACCAUUUCAUGUACCCAGAAAGUGCCAAGAACCUGGCUGCCAACGUCAGCUUCGUUCUGGUGCCCUUCAAGACUCUGGACCUGCUGUGGAUCACCAGCGCCCUCUCUACUGGCCAAAUCCGCUUUACCUAUGCUCCAGUAAAGCAGUUUCUGCGAGUGGACAAGGACAAGGUUCAGAUCUUCAAUCCGGCAUUUUUCAAGUAUAUCCAUGACCGCUGGACACGACACCACGGCCGCUACCCCUCUACAGGCAUGCUGGUCCUCUUCUUUGCCCUGCAUGUGUGUGAUGAGGUGAAUGUAUUCGGCUUCGGGGCAGACGGUCGGGGGAAUUGGCACCACUAUUGGGAGCAGAACCGCUACUCUGGAGAGUUCCGAAAAACAGGUGUACAUGACGCAGAUUACGAGGCCAAGAUAAUAGAGCGCCUGGCCAAAGCUGGCAAGAUCACUGUCUUUCCUGGGAAGUGACAACCUAUCGCAGGCAUGGAGAGAAGGACCCCUCCACAAGCCCAGCUCCUGCGCUCUUUCCUUCAUAUUUAUAAGCUGUGACUGCAAGUGGUGUCGGAUCCUGAGAGAUGAACCCCUUUUGUUGGUUGUUAUUUCCAGGCCUACACCAACCUGGAACUGAACGAAUGAAGAACACUGAUAUCGACGUUCUCCUUAUCUAGUAACAGUGUUUUUAUAGUACUGCUAAACUUCACACAAGAAAGUAUCUAACUGACCUUGAUGGUCCUCAAUCAGCCGAUUAAUUCCCGCCUCUUGCGUGAGCUCAGCCAACGAUCAACAUAAACUAUAAAGUCAUUGAACUCAUUAUGAGAUUAAUUACUGGCUUGAGCAGAUCCGGACUGUGUGUUAAUCAUGCCACGCUGCAUGAUCACUGCAAGUGCCAGUUUACAUGCUCUUACAGAGAAACGGAGCAUUUUUAUGUCGUGUUAAAUCUUUUAUGGUUAAAUUUGAUCACGUUGACUCUGCAUCACUGUGCUCUUACAGCCGUUCGAACAGAUGUUAGUCACUAUCAUCAUGUGUUUAAUUAUUUUAACGAGUAAUUACCACAAACAGCUGAUUGUAAAGUGAAACGCUCAGCGCCUUCAGAUUAUUCGUUAAACAGAAACUUAUUUACUCCAACGUACCAAUCAGUGUUUCGACGUAUAUUUGUAAAGCACAUUUUAAGCAGUGUUACUCGUUUUCGUAUUGUCUGCAGAGGUCAAGCUGAAAUGUCUCUUUAUUAGAGUCCAUCUGUUUAAGGACAAAGAUAAUGAAGUGUUAUCUGCACACCAGGAACAAAAAUGUACUUUCUAUGAUCACUGAGGAAGUUCUCGCUAGAUGGUUUGAAGAUUGGUGACAUCAGCGUGUGCCACAUUACUUGAGGUUAAACUCAGCCUCCAUGUCGAAUCCCGUUCAUUGGGAUUAAACCAUGUUUCAGUGCAAUUAGGUGUUUAUGACGUACUUAGGAAAACGUUACUGCAAAUAGUUCUGUAGUUGUUAUUUUGAUUUUUUUCACCAUCUGUUGUGUGUAGAGCAGUGCUCUGUGGAGAAAAAAAAGUUUCAGGGUGCUCCAUACUUUCUGCUUUGGCUUAGUCCAUGGUUUCAUAUUCAGGUACAGUAAACCCAUUUUUUAAAAAUGUAGUCCUAAACAGAUGCUUGCGUGCCUUGUCCUUGCUGUGGAGACAUCCUCCUUGCAGUGAAACAAAACAAAAAUGUGUAGUCACAGACCGAGCAAGUUUUCUUACUGUGCAUUUUAAGCUCACCUGCUCUUCAUUACAUACACAGCAACACCCGUGAUGUCAUUUUUACCCUUUUUUUUUUUUUUUAAUGCAUACUUGCAUAUUUUGAGGGAUUGGCUUUGUGAUCACACUUACACCAAGCCUCCUACACUCCCUUCUCUAGAAUCUGUCCACUGCUGAGCACUGUGGCGUCAGGACCAGGCAGAACUUCCUCACUUCUGCCGUCUUUAUUUUCUUUCCAUCUGCCCUAACCGCCAGUAAUUCCCUCAAACAAUCUUCGAAACAGUCAUAGUAGCCGAUUAUUGCUGAAAUCCAGACAUUUGACGCUUGCGAGACCAUACCAUGCAUUAAUGUAAGUAUGGUUAGUACAUUUAAGGGUUGAGGCAGCAGUGUUAAUGUAGGGAUUGUUUUUAUGAAUACACAGAUGUUUACUCCCCUCGUCCAGGUGCAAAUAUACCAUUAAAAUGAUGUGCAAUUCAUCACCAAAGAGUCCAUUGAACAAACCCCCCCCCCCCCCCAAAAAAAGUGAAUUAUUUUAUGAAAACAUCAGGCUUCAAACACCAAAAGCCCAUCCAAGAUGAUAAAAUCACUAACAAGCCAAUGCUUGUGAGAUUAUGAGGAUUUUGUAUAGUACACUUUGUAGUCGUAAUUCUCAUCAUCCCACAAGGAUUACAACAUUUACAUUGUUGGUGGUCUGACAGAAGACAGAAAAAAAAAUUGUCCCUCUCAAUUACAGUAUACUUGUUUGGCAUAUUAACCUCAUCUGUGGUACGGUUUGUGUUUUUAAAAUGCCACUCUCUUAUUUUCUUCAUGUCCAUGACCUAUAGAUCUGUGCCUGGCUCCUUUACAGAGGAAUUUCCCUUCUUUCACUGUUGGGGUUACAGCAGUAGAUGCAGCUAUGUUGCUAAGAAUCUAAGACUGAGGUUUUGUAUUACGGAUCAUUGUGAUUAUGGGAGUGAAAGCCCUGCUGUGCUAAUGUUUAUACUGACCUGACUCCCUCAUUGAUGUGUUUGACCUAAAGCCUUUCAAACGAACCACUGACGACACACACUGUACAUAUCCUCCUGGUAUUUUAUUGCGCUUCUUAAUAGAACGCCAACUUGUUAAUGGUGUAGUGACAGUCAUCGGGUCAGUGCUCGCUCUCUCUCUCUUUCCUUUUCCAACCUCUUAUGCUAUUGUAACAAAUAAAUGCAUAUAAUAUA
Molecule: messenger RNA, 5484 nt
Organism: Ictalurus punctatus (channel catfish)
Lineage: Eukaryota; Metazoa; Chordata; Actinopteri; Siluriformes; Ictaluridae
Gene: st3gal2
Product: ST3 beta-galactoside alpha-2,3-sialyltransferase 2
Exons: 7
Coding region: 1956-3026 (356 amino acids)
Molecular function (GO): beta-galactoside (CMP) alpha-2,3-sialyltransferase activity
Source: RefSeq, a predicted model, not a curated record